GUUCAUUAAUUAAUUUUCACGGCGUCUUUAAUGAGAGAAAGUUAAAUACGAAAAGAUGCUUUCUUUAAGCUUGAUCAUAUUUGUUUUGGCGAGUAAUUCAUUAGUUGCGGAUGCAGGUCGUCCAGAUCAAGAAGUGGAAUCAGAGUAUGCUAGCAGUAUUGAGUGUUAUUCCUUGCAAUCCCUAUCUGAUGUGUCUAUGGAAUCUGAUGGUCUUGUUAUAGAAUCUGAUGCAUCAGACAUUGAUGAUCUUGGCUGUUCCUUAAUGGAUAUUUCGGAAACUGAUGAAUCUGAAGUUCUAUGUCAAUCAACAAACAAUGACUUUCAUCCAACUGUGACAAGUACACCUCAGAGAAGUGUCAGCUUUCAGAACAUUGAAAAAGUCUAUGCAACCCCAAAACCAGUUUCAGCAAAAUGUCUUUUAAUCAAAGAGUCAUUUGCAUCUGGAAGCAAGUUGCUUCAAAGAAUGACUGCCAGAAAAAACAUUAUGAGAUCUCUUUUGUUUGAAUGUUCAUGUGGGGAUAAUUGUAUUGAAAAGAUGGAUUUUGAAACAAUAAAAGUAUUGAGAUAUGGAUAUUGGUCUAAGAAUCAGAAGCAGAGAGCUCAAUUCUUAAUUUUAGGGCUUU
This is a messenger RNA of Ruditapes philippinarum (Manila clam), 623 nucleotides long. RefSeq lists its product as uncharacterized. Lineage: Eukaryota; Metazoa; Mollusca; Bivalvia; Venerida; Veneridae. The transcript is spliced from 3 exons. The record is from RefSeq and is a predicted model, not a curated record. The annotation marks the transcript as partial.